This is a messenger RNA of Cladophialophora immunda, 915 nucleotides long. RefSeq lists its product as uncharacterized. The record is from RefSeq and is a predicted model, not a curated record. NCBI's taxonomy places the organism in Eukaryota, Fungi, Ascomycota, Eurotiomycetes, Chaetothyriales, Herpotrichiellaceae. The transcript is spliced from 3 exons. Bases 1 to 915 code for a protein of 304 amino acids.
AUGGGCCAGUUCUACGAAACAUUCCCACCCUCGCUCGUCCAAUGGCUCCUGGAGCAAAAGGUCUUUUACAUCGCCUCGGCCCCCCUGUCGGGCGAUGGGCACGUCAACGUGUCUCCUAAGGGCGUCUCGGACAAGGGCGGGCCGUUCUUUGGCGUCCUCAAGGAGCCCAAGAACGGCUCGCCCGCAGCGGACAAAAGAGUCGGCGAGGACGACGAGGAGAAAAAGGCGACAAACGACAAGAACAUCGUCAUCCGCAAGUUCUGGUACAUGGACCUGACAGGCUCGGGCAUCGAGACGACCUCGCACCUGCAUGAGCCGGGCAACGGGCGCAUCACCGUCAUGUUCAAUGCGUUCUCGGGCCCGCCGCGUAUCUUGAGGAUUUUUGGCAAAGGCACGCCCUUGGAGUACGGCACGCCCGCCUUCAACGACAUCGUCUCGUCCCAGAACAUCACCAUCAUCCCCGGCACGCGCUCCAUCAUCCUGGUGGACAUCCACCAGGUGGGCACGUCGUGCGGCUUCUCCAUGCCGUGCUACGAUUUUGUCAGUUUCCGCCCGACGCUCAACGACUUUUUCGAGAAGCGCGUCGCGAGCGAGAGGGCCGGGAAGAGGGAGGACGGGAUCGAGAGGUACUGGGCGCACAAGAACGCAUGGAGCAUGGACGGCCUGCCCGGCCUGCAGCGGGGCGUCAAGACCGCGCUGACCGACGACGUGAAGCCCAUCAAGAAAAUGGUUGGGCCGUACGCACCGCCCUCCAACGGGGGUGGUCGAUCGCGGAGGCCGACCGGCGCGUUUGCCCCGGGCCAUCUGAUCCUUGUGGCCAUCCUGAGCUCGCUGACUACAGCUAUCCUAGUCCUGGUCCUGUUGAGAGUCAAAGGUGAGCAAAGAAUCAUGUUGGGGAGAGGGGUGUGGGGAUGA